Messenger RNA from Copidosoma floridanum, 1971 nucleotides. RefSeq names its product fibroin heavy chain-like. NCBI's taxonomy places the organism in Eukaryota, Metazoa, Arthropoda, Insecta, Hymenoptera, Encyrtidae. The record is from RefSeq and is a predicted model, not a curated record.
AUGAAGAGUGGACUGGUGUUAUUAGUCUUGGCCGCUGUCGUUGCCUCCGCAACAGCUGGUAAACUUCUUGGAAUUAAUUUAGGUGUUGAUGCUGAUAUAGCUCUUGGUGUUGGUACUGGAGUCCAAGACACAAAAAGUAGUGUAUUAGGUAUCGAUAUCAAUUUGGGAUCUAAAAAAUCUGUCAACGCAAAUGACUACAAAAAUAUUGGUGUUGGCGGUGGAUCUAAUCUGGGCAACAAUAAAAAAGGUGGUUUGUUAGACCUUGGUGUUAAUGUUGGACCAUCUGUCAACGUUGGUACCGGAAAAACAGCCAUCUAUACAGAAAGUACACACAAGCGCGGUCAUACAGGACUUUUGGAUCUUGGGGUCAACUUAGGAUUAGACAAAUCCAUAAACACCAAUGUUGACAAAACCAUUGGUAUUGGCGGUGGAUCUAAUCUGGGUCACAAUAAAAAAGGUGGUUUGUUAGACCUUGGUGUUAAUGUUGGACCAUCUGUCAACGUUGGUACCGGAAAAACAGCCAUCUAUACAGAAAGUACACACAAGCGCGGUCAUACAGGACUUUUGGAUCUUGGGGUCAACUUAGGAUUAGACAAAUCCAUAAACACCAAUGUUGACAAAACCAUUGGUAUUGGCGGUGGAUCUAAUCUGGGUCACAAUAAAAAAGGUGGUUUGUUAGACCUUGGUGUUAAUGUUGGACCAUCUGUCAACGUUGGUACCGGAAAAACAGCCAUCUAUACAGAAAGUACACACAAGCGCGGUCAUACAGGACUUUUGGAUCUUGGGGUCAACUUAGGAUUAGACAAAUCCAUAAACACCAAUGUUGACAAAACCAUUGGUAUUGGCGGUGGAUCUAAUCUGGGUCACAAUAAAAAAGGUGGUUUGUUAGACCUUGGUGUUAAUGUUGGACCAUCUGUCAACGUUGGUACCGGAAAAACAGCCAUCUAUACAGAAAGUACACACAAGCGCGGUCAUACAGGACUUUUGGAUCUUGGGGUCAACUUAGGAUUAGACAAAUCCAUAAACACCAAUGUUGACAAAACCAUUGGUAUUGGCGGUGGAUCUAAUCUGGGUCACAAUAAAAAAGGUGGUUUGUUAGACCUUGGUGUUAAUGUUGGACCAUCUGUCAACGUUGGUACCGGAAAAACAGCCAUCUAUACAGAAAGUACACACAAGCGCGGUCAUACAGGACUUUUGGAUCUUGGGGUCAACUUAGGAUUAGACAAAUCCAUAAACACCAAUGUUGACAAAACCAUUGGUAUUGGCGGUGGAUCUAAUCUGGGUCACAAUAAAAAAGGUGGUUUGUUAGACCUUGGUGUUAAUGUUGGACCAUCUGUCAACGUUGGUACCGGAAAAACAGCCAUCUAUACAGAAAGUACACACAAGCGCGGUCAUACAGGACUUUUGGAUCUUGGGGUCAACUUAGGAUUAGACAAAUCCAUAAACACCAAUGUUGACAAAACCAUUGGUAUUGGCGGUGGAUCUAAUCUGGGUCACAAUAAAAAAGGUGGUUUGUUAGACCUUGGUGUUAAUGUUGGACCAUCUGUCAACGUUGGUACCGGAAAAACAGCCAUCUAUACAGAAAGUACACACAAGCGCGGUCAUACAGGACUUUUGGAUCUUGGGGUCAACUUAGGAUUAGACAAAUCCAUAAACACCAAUGUUGACAAAACCAUUGGUAUUGGCGGUGGAUCUAAUCUGGGUCACAAUAAAAAAGGUGGUUUGUUAGACCUUGGUGUUAAUGUUGGACCAUCUGUCAACGUUGGUACCGGAAAAACAGCCAUCUAUACAGAAAGUACACACAAGCGCGGUCAUACAGGACUUUUAGAUUUUGCUGUCAACUUAGGAUCAGUCAAAUCUAUUGACUUGGAUUCCAAAAAAAAUGUUGGUUUUGCAGGUGUAAAAAUUCCAAGUCACUGCGGUAAAGAUGGUUUACAAAGCGUUGGAGUUAAUAUAGAUUUAGACGCUCAG